Sinocyclocheilus anshuiensis is the source of this 2048-nucleotide messenger RNA. RefSeq names its product periphilin-1-like. The record is from RefSeq and is a predicted model, not a curated record. Gene Ontology annotation, biological process: protein localization to heterochromatin; negative regulation of DNA-templated transcription; negative regulation of gene expression, epigenetic. NCBI's taxonomy places the organism in Eukaryota, Metazoa, Chordata, Actinopteri, Cypriniformes, Cyprinidae. The transcript has 12 exons. The coding region runs from base 212 to 1393 and encodes 393 amino acids. Gene Ontology annotation, cellular component: nucleoplasm.
CAUUGUGUUUUUCAUUGUGGCUGUGGAGGUUUGUUUAGCAACUGGCUGAGCGUUUCGCCACGUUUCGUCUCAAAAUAUUCUUAUUUAACAAAGGUUAAUUGGCUACAAAAGACAAUUUUUUUUUUACAUUGACAGGAGGUAUGUCAAGCAACGAAUGUAAACGAUAACCAUCAUACAACUGAAGACAUCUGCUUUCCAUUCAGAAACUAAAAUGGCUUUUAGGAGAGAACGAAAUCUUAGAGAUAUUUAUGAGGAACGGUUUCCAGCAGGAAGAGUGGGUCCAUAUCCAAGAGAAGCUCAAGGGGACAGGAGACCACCCUUCGGGCGGCCAGACGAGGACUACGGCCGUGGUUUUGAAUACGAUGGCUCUCGGUUUUACCCAAAUGGUGCUCCUCGCAACUACCAUGGAGAGGAUCAGAGAGGUUUUCAUGGAGACAGCCAUCUCUCAUUUCCAAAUGAGAACAGGGGUGGACCACCCGGGCGAAGGCAAGAAGACUUCCCAUACUACAGAGGGCCGAGAGAGGAGCCGCAUGGUGGGCGCCAAAUGGACUUCAGACCGAGCAGUCGUGCAGGUCCUCCCCCGAAUGCUCGAGUCCUGGGUGCUCACCCUCCUCCACCCAGGUCUCUGCCUACAAUAGCCCCUGAUGCAGGAGAUGACACCCUCAUGCAGGCCAUAAUGAACCUGGACCGGGGGGAGGAGCGGGACAACUUGAGAAGAAAGGCGCCGUUCCCUCCAGUACGCGAGCGCUCUCCAGCUCGGCGGGACGUUCCCCCUUCCCCUCACAGUCGGUCGGGGUCCAGCAUAAGCAGCCGCAGCUACUCACCAGAGCGGGGCAAAGUGCAUCCUUUCCCGCCUCAGCAGGGGAAAAGUAUAGACAGUCUGCCAAACCUGUCUGCAUUUCACUUGGAGAAAUCUCGUUGGCGGGAUCUCCCACACACACAGACUCUAGACGGAUUUGAGGAGCCGUUCGGGCCAGGCAGGGGACCGGACAGGGAAAGGCCCCCCGGCCCCUCCGUGAGUGCAUCACGAGACGGUUCGCCCCAUAGCUCCGUAUCAGCCACUAAGGAGGACAUGACAACGGUGGAAGGGCCCACAGAUAAAGUUCCACCCACCGUAGAUGAAGCUUCCUCUGUCAUGGACGACUUUCAAGAGCGACGUGCUCAAGCUAUUGCUGCCAAGGCUCGGGAAAUUGAGAAGGUCUAUCGUCAGGACUGUGAGACGUUUGGCAUGGUGGUGAAGAUGCUGGUGGCCAAGGAACCCAGCUUAGAAAAGCCCCUGCAGAACCCACUGAAAGAGAACCUGAUAGAGAUCCGUGAGCGAUGCCUUGAUGACUUGAAAAAUUUCAUUGCUGAACUCGAUGAGGUGGUACGUCAGCCUGAACCUGCUGUCUAAGGUGGCCCCAUUUUACUCAACCAGCAGCCCCCCUCCCUUUGUACCUACACAAAAGUUUUUCAUUGUUUUUUUAUGGUUUAUGUAAGGGCCAAUGUACAUGUGUACUGAGUGUCCACCUUCCUGGUCUGCAACGGGGCAAGGAAAAUCUCUUUAUGUAUUUCAUUUAUGCAGUUCCGUUCAUCCAUUGACACUAGUCGAUGCUAGGUUGUAUAAUCAUUUUGUAACCUUUCAACAUUAAGAUAAAUAAAAAAAAUUAGAUGGCAAACACAAGGAAAGCAGUGCCAGAAGAGGGUUUGCUCUAUUCCUUAUUAAUUGCAGAAGCUAUAGAGAUUAUUAACCCACUGAGGAGAUUUACUAGAUGAUGGUGUUUGUUCUGAUCAAUUGUGUAUAAGCUGAAAGGGUUCUAUGUUGUUGCCAGUUAAUUCACUUACAUUCAAACCAGUGAGAACAUUUGAAGAAUGAAUUAUGGUAAGUAAUCUUUAUGGGUUCAGCAAAUUGCUGCAAUCUGUAGUACUGUUAAGCUGUGCAGCUGACAAUAAUGCAUUUUGAUCUUUUUUUUUUUUAAAUCCCAUUUUCCGGCCACUAUAUUGUGAAAACCCAACACAAGUAUUUGUGUAGUUUUUCUUUUGUGUAGUAUUAAAGAGUCUUGAACCUA